GAUUCCACUUGAAACUUCCGAGGACUUCAUAUAGUGGUUUAGAUCGCACUGGUAGUACUUUGUAGUUCGACGCGUAUGGAUAGACAAUUGUUUCGUUUCCUAGUCUGGCGUUUAAAGCUUUCUAGUUACUAGCCUUCGGCGGUAUUCACUGUGUUUUGGUUUCAUAACGGUCCAUCUAUCUCAACCGAGUGUUUUGGUUUUUUCUUCAAGUGGUGUGUGUAUAAUUCAAAUCAUGUCUCAAUUACAAACAAAAUUCAUGUUGAAGAACAAGUGAGAAUUUGGAUUUCAAUAAUUUUUUUCAAAGCGUUAUGUGGUUGAUUAUGGUAUCUGUGGCUUGGUUAGUGGGUACAACAAUAGGAGUUCCAUGCGAAGAAGCACGAAUGCGAUGCGCCUACAGAGAUGGAUGUGGAAGGGUUCUACAAAAAUAUAUAGUUGACUGUUCAACAGUUUUACAAGGUGAUAGAUUUCCCACUAAUUGUCCAGAAAUAUGCCAAUAUACACUUAUUGCCCUCACAUCUACUGAAGAAGGAAUGGAAUUGAUGGACUGCGAAUGUGGUGACAAAUAUUGUGAGAAUCAAAAACAACGUACUGAAGUUUGUAGACCGGCGGUUUUACAUUCUAUACAUUCCUCAGUAGUGCCAUGUACAGUAGCCCAAUGGAUUUGUAUGGCUGAUACACAGUGUUCAAAAGCUUUCGAAUAUUAUAAAGAAUAUUGCAAAGCCAUGUUCCAUGGCAAGAAGUGUACAGCAAGAUGUAAUAACUCCAUUAAUAUUUUACGGAAGCAAGAGAAAGCUGCCAAACUGAAGACCUGUAAAUGUGAUGGUUUCGAAGAUUACGAUUGUCAUGGUAUUCAACGAAAUAUGGAUAAACUAUGUUUCCACAAGCAUUCCAAACAUCGUAAUCAAACACAUCACGAAAAUAAAGAAGACGAAACUCCGACCGUUAUAAUUACCAGCAGUGCAUUUCAAGCAACGAUUAGUUGGUCAUUUAUAGUUUUAUUGGUGUCAUUAGUUACCUAAACGAUAUACUUUUGUGACUCAAAUUUUAGUUAUCUGUUGAAUCUACCUCUUUAGAAUUAAAACGUAUUUAUUUAUUUGAGAAAGUUGUGAUAUUUAAGCUAUCAAACGAAAACUAAAAAGCCAUAUCGAAGCUGCCUCGGAGGAAUGGAAUAGGAAUUUCAGUUGAAGCAAGAUGAUCGCUCAAAGUUUAAAACACAAAUCAUUUAUUAAAACAGACCAAAAAUUAGAAAUAUUUAUUCAAGAAAAUAAACAAGACAUUCAACUUUUUUCCAAUAUGAUGUGAAAAAGAUGAAAAUAAUGUUAGAAGUUGAAAUAAAUUAUAGAAUAGAUCUUUUAUAAUGGAAACAUAUAUUUAGACGUUAAUUUCAUUCUAUCAUCAAUUGUUUCUACUUUACCAGUUGGUUAAAAAAUUUGUUUAUCUUAAGAAAAAUACUGUUAAAUAAUGAAUGCAACCAGAAAAACCAACAUACCCAAACUAAUAUAUCUUUCUUAUAUAUGCCAUAUAUGUAGAAAAGUAUCCAAUAAGAUACGCCUUUUUUUCUGUUUUAAGAUAAAAACAAAAUGCAGGUUUUAUUUGAUAGAAAUCCAAAAAAAAUUAUAUGAAUAUACAUUUAUUUAAUUUCUUAUUUUUUAGACCUUUUAUAUACGUUUAUGUUUGUAAAUCGUCUUGAUUUUAGGUCCCUUCUGUUAUAAUAUUAGUUUUUUUCCAACUGCGAACCACUGGUUAGGUAGAAAUCAAUCUUAUCGCCGAUAAUGUAGAUUUCGAUGGUAAAUGAGAUGUAGUUCGCAGUUGAAAGGGACGAUGGCAGCAGAUAGCGUUCGCUGGGAGAUCUUCAACUACAUGAACCAAAUAUACCACUUUGUUUGGUAUACCACUCUGAUGAGACGUAAUAACAUCGAAACUAGUCAGUGGUUACACACCUCUCCUUGCUAUUGCAAGAAAAUGGGGAAGUUAAUAGGUCGAUUGACGAUAGAAGAUGUAAUUCAAUAUUCGUCGAUGCAUUAACUCUUUGAAGAACGGCAGCAUACAUUUUCAAAAUGUUAAAUUUUGAAAGUAUUUCAUAGGUGAUUAGUAGAAAUCAUUUAUUUUGAUAUAUAUAAUAUAUUGUAAAGAAAUGUAUUUGGUUUUCGGUCUCCUUUAAUAAUAAUAAUUUAAAUUAUUCUUAGUUACAUUGAAAUAUGUAAAAUAGAAUUAUAAAUUAUGCUAAAAUUGUUUAGAUCUUCUUAAUCUUUAAUAUCCUUGUUUCUACGUAAUCGAUUUUUCAUUUCAAAUUAACUAUUAAAUAAACAUUGAGGACUAAAACAAUAAAUGAUAAUUUAUAGAUGAAUCAUUAAAAAUCGAUACGGUUUCCUGUAGUUAUAAAUUGUAUAAUAUUUUUUGUCAAAUGAAAUAAACAUGAAUUAAAGCUCAAAUAUCGUGAAUUUUUAUGAAUAGGAGAGUAAUAAAAUGAUGCAGCAUUUACAAAUUAAAUUCCUGAACGCAAUCAUAAUAUUUGACAAUUUGACAACCAAGUACCUCAGACAAAGAGUGCAUCCUUUGAGACAUUUCAAGUUAUGUGCUCUUUUGACAUUCAGUUUUUUGGGUUAUUGGGUAUGAGAUUUACGCAUCUAACGAGGAUUAUUACGUGACCAGUAUCUACAAUUAUUACGUUUCCAUUAAUACAAAAAGUGUCCUUAUCGCAAAACAUAACAUUAUUUUAAAAAAUUGGAUCGUUUUAUUGUAACAUUUUUCCAUCAAACUCUUCAGAAUCGUCAUCUGACAACUCUUGAACCAACCAUACUUUGUAUGGAUGGAAUUUAUUAUCACGUAAAAUUUUCAUUACGGAUAUUGUCGAAAUAUCAAGUUCCCUGGAUAUUUGUCUAGUUCUCAAAUGUGGAUCGUCUUCUAAUAGGACACAAACAUCUAAAGAUUUGUUUCCAGUUGAUGUAGUUUCUUUAAUCUAUUCUACUAAUUUACUGACACUAGAUCUUGUUAUGGGAUUUCGGUUAGGAUAUAAAUUAUUAAAGAUAUUAUAUGUUGACUUCUACACCUAUCACCAUAUCCUAAUAUCAUUAAAACAUCGAUUAGUUAUUUUUCAUAUAAACGAUCCAUUGUGACUUUCAAUAAACUUCAACAGUAACAAUUCAUUUAAACGUCAAAUUUAUUAUUGUAGCAGUCAUAGCCACCUAAAUGUAUUAUUUUAAGUUCGGCGGAGAUUUAGCUGUAAUUCCGAAAUUACGGCAUUUAGAUAUAGGUAACAUUAGAUGAAAAAUAAUAAGUAUUCCUUUAUAAUUUUCAAAAGCGAGAAAUAUACAGGGUGAUCUAUUUGAUAUAACAAAGUUCAUUAUUUUUCCGGAAAAAAGAGAGAUCUGACAACAAUGUAAAUACAUAAAACUCACUCUGUAUAAUUUUUCAUAUUCAUAGAAAUGAGAAAUCCAUCAAUAAUAAAAAAGCGUAAAGAAUUUGUGCAAAAAUGAUGUUAUUUCAUGAAUUCCAUUGUGACUGUGACAGUUGGAAUUAAAGGUUGCUUCUUAUAUGAGUGUAUUAUUUUAAUAAAGACUGAUUUUAGAUCGACACGUUACAAAUAUUUACUCAUAAACCUAAACCUAAAGACCGCUCAGCCACGAAACAUUUAAAAUGGUUUAGAAAUUGAGAAAUUGAAGAAGUAUAAAUUUCUUUGUUCAUAAAUUGUUUCGAUUUUAUGUCUAUUUAAUUCGAAACUUUGAUUCUGAACAGAUCAAAAUAUUGAUGUAUUGACCCAGGAGCUUCGGUCUUUAUCAAUUAUUUUUACACACUGACAAUUUGCGUGAUUAAGAAUCAUGAAUUUCACUCAAAUUGUGUAGGUAUUUAUGUGUCGACGCUAGAGAAUAAUGCAAACGUAGAAUUACCCGCCCACCCCCUAUGAAAAAUAUAUUUUCAAAAAACAAACAAAAAAGUCACUAAGCUGAGGAGAGUCGCUUACUAGAGCUCUCUUUUGGUUUUCUUCUGGCCAAUGAUCGUUCGCUUUUCCUCCUUUCUAGCGAGUACAGCAAACACAACCCCAUGCAACCUAACCCCAGCUCUGCAGAAGAGCAACUCCUAUAUCAGGGCCAACCCAACAAACCUUCCUCCUAUUCCAAAUUUCCAUUAUCCUAUCAAAAAAUUUUUCCAACGAAAUCCUCUCUCUAUUUCUGUGAAUU
Diorhabda sublineata is the source of this 4178-nucleotide messenger RNA. Its product is annotated as growth arrest-specific protein 1-like. Bases 309 to 1019 code for a protein of 236 amino acids. The record is from RefSeq and is a predicted model, not a curated record. Gene Ontology annotation, biological process: regulation of cell cycle. The transcript has 4 exons. NCBI's taxonomy places the organism in Eukaryota, Metazoa, Arthropoda, Insecta, Coleoptera, Chrysomelidae.